AUGAGGCUGGCAAGGCUGGUAGGCCGAGUUCGACCCAAGCACCUCGGAGCGGCGGCGGGCGGCGCCGUGAGCGCCGUGACGGUGCUGGCGCUGCUGGAGAAGCUGGUGUCCAUGCUGGAGGCGCUGGAGGGGCAGCAGCGGCACAUGGAGCAGCGGCAGCGCGGGCUCGAGGGCGCCGUGCGCGGCAUCCAGGGCGACCUGGGCCGCCUCUGCCGCAGCCACGGGGCCACGGGCGCCGCCGUCGAGAAGCUGCUCGAGAAGUCGCGCAAGGUGUGCGCGCACACGCGCGCCGUGCGCGAGCGCCUCGAGCGGCAGUGCGCGCAGGUGCGCCGCCUCGAGCAGCACCACGCGCAGCUGCUGCGCCGCGACCGCUUCAAGGUGCUCAUCUUCCAGGAGGAAAAUGAGAUCCCUGCCAGCGUUUUUGCAAAGGAGCCCGUUCCCAGCGUUACAGAAGGGAAGGAAGAGCCCGUGGAUGAGAACAAAAGCCUGGAAGAAACCUUGCAUACAGUGGAGCUGUCGUCAGAUGACGAGAUGCCUCACGAGGAAGGCGACGCCGAAGACAGUGCGGAGGAGAAGGUCGAGGAGUCGCGGGCUGAGAAGAUUAAAAGGUCCGGCCUCAAGAAGGUAGACAGCCUCAAGAAAGCGUUUUCCCGCCAGAACAUCGAGAAGAAGAUGAACAAGAUCGGCACAAAGAUCGUCUCACCCGAGCGCAGAGAGAAGAUCAGGAAGUCCCUCACUGGGCAUCACCAGAAGUCCUCCUCUUCCAAGGGCUCCUCGCUCAAAGCAUCUCCCCUCACGCCUAACGCGAAGACAGGCCAGGAGGGAGAGAGCCCCGCUGAGGCCGAGGAGCGGCCGGCGGAAUCCACGAGCAACGAGCAAGGCGAGAACGAGGAGGAGCUGUCCUGCUCCGACGUGCGCUCCGACGCGACGCCCACCGCGUCCCUGUCRGAAGAGAGCAAAGCCAUGGCCGACUCCUUGGAGAAGGAAGCCAGGAUGGAAGGGAAAGCCAGCGUCAACAGCAACAUCGAGCUGUCCAUCGUCGAAGACGACGAGGAGUAUGGGAUGCCUCUAGAAGUUCCUAGCCACAAAGCGUCCGAGGAGAGAAGUGAGCCCGUCCGCGGCGAGAUGGAAGAAUCUGAUGAAGAAACAACCCAAGCAGCUGUUCUCCGGAUAGACUAGACGGCGCAAUGGGUCUCAGCCUUCCCUUUGGUUCCAGAUACACGCAGUUUGGGCCAGCGAAUAGCCGGUGUACGUUUCUGCCACACGUGCUAGCAGCAAUUCGCUUCCUUCCCUGGUUUUCUCUGCAGCGAUAACUUGCUGCAUCCUGUCGGCGUCGUGCAGAGCGAGCAAAGGCAACAGCACGAGCYGCUCCGCUCCCGCCGCCCGGUUUAGGCCAAUUCACUGGUAUUACGUAGUUCAGAGCAAGCUGGUGAGCUGGCUUUCGCAGAGUUAGGCCAGGGAGGUAUAUGGCGUAGAGUCCAAAAACAACCAUUUUUUGCUCAUUUCUCUUCUUUUUCCCCUGUCACACCAUUUCAUAGCUCUGUGAGUAGUCCUGUACGUAAACAUAGAAAUACCAAAGAGAACGCUUCACUGUAGGUUGCCUUGCUGUGCUCUGAGUACACUCACAGAUUCAGCAGCUACGUACACAGUAUUGCUCGUUCGGGGCUUUAUGCCGUAAUAUUAGAAGAGUAUUUAAAAAGCGAAASUGAAAAGUUGGUCCCAUUGAUGCCAAUGGUGAGGGUGGUAUUUUGCCUGUAGUCUCUGCUGAGAAAUGACUGGGUUUAUAUGGAACCAGAAGGAUGUUUUAUGUUUUAUGACAUUUAAUGGGUCAGAAAUUAAGGGAAGGGGGAAAAAAUAAAAGGAAUUUGAGAGAAUCACAGAGACAGUCAGAAGGAAGUCUGAAGUGCAGUGAAAUGUUAAAAAAGCCUACAAAAUUAUAUCUGUACUUGGAGCUUGAAGAGUAUAUUCUCCGAUAACACUAAUUGUUCAUUCUACUCAUUCUUACUCCUUAUAGCAAUAUAGUAUCAAACUUUGCACCUGCACAACUUUGUAUCUCAGAGUAUUUUGAAAAAGUAGCAUAAUUUGUCUUUUUAUAGCUUAUUUCAUAUACAAAGCUGUAUCUACACAGAAGAGUUAUAUAAUUACAGGGAUGUAAAGACUUUUUUUUUUAAAAAAAAAAAAAGAAAAAGGUGAAAAUGCUCAUUAGGCAUUCCCUCUAAAGGGAAAAACAUGCUAUGGGUUGAACUUGAUGGCAAGAAUGAGCUUACGUAAGGGUGAGCCACAGGAUUUGAUUCUCUGCUAGUAGCAUGCUCUCAGAAUUACGCUUCGGACAGCUCUCAAAAUUCAUGGAAAUGAGAGGUUGCAGAGCAGUUUUUUUUCCCUGUAUGUGCUCAUUCCAGUCACCUGCAAAAGCAGAGGGGAGGGAAGAAAGGGAAGCACCCAUAACAGUUACUUUGCAUCCUUGUUUGCUUAUACAGUAGGGCUUUUUUAUAGCRUAUAUAGACAUAUGUAAUUCUACUGAUACUUUAACAUUGCACUAUAAAAGACUGCAUCUUUCGAGUUGCACUUAGAAUCAACAAGUUACAGGGGAAAUAAAAGCUACAGCAAGAAAUAUCAUUAAGAAAUGAUUAACAGACAUUACUCCCCAGGAGUAUUGUCUAUAACCAGCAAAUCACACUGGAAAUCAGUCAGUAGGGGCUUAGUGUGA
Molecule: messenger RNA, 2707 nt
Organism: Nothoprocta perdicaria
Lineage: Eukaryota; Metazoa; Chordata; Aves; Tinamiformes; Tinamidae
Gene: CAVIN2
Product: caveolae associated protein 2
Exons: 3
Coding region: 1-1179 (392 amino acids)
Cellular component (GO): cytoplasm; caveola
Molecular function (GO): protein kinase C binding
Source: RefSeq, a predicted model, not a curated record